UCAGCGAUCAGACUGAGCCAUGGCUUCACCCAGCUGCCUGCUGAUUUUUCUCGGAUUUAUUUCAUUAGCUGAAGUUGCAUUUUCAAUAUGUGUUCCACCGAAUCACUGCAUUGAAGAUAUGGACGACAUCGAUGCACAGGAUCGAUUCAACUAUGUCGUGUCCAAAUAUGAGGAGGUGGAUAUCAAAAUUGCUGGAAAGCCGGCUGGUUUGCACGGCAAGGUGGUUACACAUGGCUUGAAAGUGGAGCGGCACUUGGUAUUCCAUUACGUGGACAACACGCUGCAUGACGUCAUCCAGACCUGUACGUUUGUGGUGUCCAACGCACCCGAACAGUGUGAGGGCAUUAGCACCUUUUGUAACAGUUUCGUGAGCCGCCCGCCACGUCCAUUGCUAGAGCUUCCAUCCCUUAUCGUCUGCGAGGAUGAAGUCCGGUUAGCGGGGGAAGACUCAGAGUCGAAAACGGAGGACCCAGAUGAGGAGGAGGAGGAAGGAGACCCCAAUGCUGGAUCGCCACCUGAGGCUGAUCCCACGAAGGCGGUCGUUGAAGGAAAUGGUACCACUGCUAAAUUUAGGAUGUUUAACUAAUUGGGAUGUGGAGAUGUUAUAUUGCAGUAAAACUGAAAGGUCAUAAAGAUUAUUACUUAUUUCCUUAUUCUAUGAUAUUUUUACUGAUUUUAUUGCUCAGUUGAUGUACAAGCAAAGUCAUGGUCAUUUAUCACAAUUUUGUACACAGUUUUUAUACACUUUCCCAUAAAUAAAAUAAUAUAUUUAAACAGC
Drosophila kikkawai is the source of this 778-nucleotide messenger RNA. RefSeq names its product nucleoprotein TPR. NCBI's taxonomy places the organism in Eukaryota, Metazoa, Arthropoda, Insecta, Diptera, Drosophilidae. The record is from RefSeq and is a predicted model, not a curated record.